UUACCAUUUUUCAAGUAUCACAGAAGUGAAGAGCUUCUCUUGCGAUGGAUGGAAUUUUCCGCUUUCACCACCGUGUUCCGGACACAUGAAGGAAACAAGCCAUCUUGCAACAGCCAGUUCUACUCCAAUAAUAGAACACUGUCACAUUUCGCACGUCUUGCAAAGAUCUACAAAGCAUGGAAGUUUUACAGGAUUCAACUAGUUAAGGAAGCCUGUCAGAAAGGGCUACCAAUUUGUCGACAUCUCUUCCUUCACUAUCCAGAAGAUGAACAUGUACAUAGCUUAACACAUGAGCAGUUCCUAGUUGGCACAGAGAUACUUGUGGUACCCGUGCUAGACAAAGGCAAAGAAUAUGUUAAGGUCUAUUUUCCGAUAGGAGAAAGCUCUUCAUGGAAGCAUAUUUGGACAGGAAAACUGUAUUCAACACAAGGUUCCGAAGCUUGGGUGGAAGCAUCAAUAGGAUAUCCUGCCAUUUUUGUUAAAGUUGGUUCUCCUGUUGGAGAAACCUUCCUGGGAAAACUUAACAAAUACAAUGUCUUAUAAUUCAACAGCCUAGAGAUAGAUGAUGUAAUUGGUUUUAGGGCACAUAACCAUGAAAGUAGCAUUUAACAUUCUUUCUAUUCCAUAAGUACAUGGAUGUUGGGGAUAAUACAUGUGUAAAGUAGUAAAGAAUUUAUUUAGUAGAAUCAUUUGACUUUA
Molecule: messenger RNA, 699 nt
Organism: Nicotiana tabacum (common tobacco)
Lineage: Eukaryota; Viridiplantae; Streptophyta; Magnoliopsida; Solanales; Solanaceae
Source: RefSeq, a predicted model, not a curated record